CUAGACAGACUGUACAUGUCAUGUGAUUGUAAACUCUUAGGUCCCAGCGUUUUGAAGAAUUCGAUCACUUUGGAAAGUUUGCAUACAGUGCAGAGCGGAACUUUGAUAAGGAAGACGUUAAGACUAGCACUGGACUUUAGGGAAUACCUCUUAAAUAUGUGCAAGCCGGCAAAAAUGCUCACGUAUGAUUACUUGCCUGUUAAACAAGAACCAAUGGAAUCGCCAUUCUAUUCUGAUUACAUGGCCAAAACCUUGGUAAAGCCUCCAGAGAAGUACAAUGUGAUGUAUGCGUCGCAGAAUGGGCUGCAUAGACUACAUCAGUUUCAUGAUGGACUACCCAAUGGAAACCAAAUUGAGCCAGUAGAUCUUUCCCUCAACAAACGGAGCUCUCCACCCUUUUCAAGAAGUUCUCCUUCCUCGCCAUAUUCUUUGACAACCCUUUCCAACUCCAGCCUGUCCCAUGGGAUCUGUAUGUCACCCUCAAGCUCGCCCCAUAAAAGAACUUCACCUACUGUGUCACCCCACUCUGUGCCAAUGUCUUUUCCCAGCAUAAUGAGCCCAGUCCUGCCCAGUACAGGACUGCCCAGCCAAGGAAUGAUUUCAGUGAUACCAUCAGUCAUGGUGCAGCCAGUGUCUCUUUUCUACACACCACACCUUUCCCAGUCAUUUAUGGUCUCUUCUAUGAUGAGUGGGGAAUUGCAAAGCCUCUCCAGCAUGCAAGAAAUGGGAGGAGCGAGUCAUGAAGUGAUGAAAGCGAUUAAAUCUGAAUCAAGAACAGAACCUAUACAAGAGAGUUACCAUGAAGAAGUUUCAUCUUCAGGCAUGAAUUCAUCUAUUGUGUCAAAUGAGAGCAAUACUCCGUCAGUGAUCGUUCAGCCAAUGAAGCACCCCCUGCCAGUUGAAUCCCCAGACACGAUGAAGAAACGACGCAUACACAGGUGUGACUAUGAAGGCUGUAACAAAGUGUACACCAAGAGUUCCCACCUCAAAGCGCACAGACGAACACAUACAGGUGAGAAGCCCUACAAAUGCAUGUGGGAAGGCUGCACGUGGAAGUUUGCACGCUCUGACGAACUGACCAGACACUUCCGCAAGCACACCGGCAUCAAACCGUUCCAGUGCCCAGACUGCGACCGCAGCUUCUCCCGCUCGGACCACCUGGCUCUCCACAAGAAACGCCACUUACUCGUUUGAACCCCAGAUAGCAACAAAAAUCAUUAGCGUUGCACACUGGUGUGAAUAUUUCAUGCAAAGACACCGUAGGACAGACCAGCCUGUACACUACAUGCUAUCUAAAUGGAUUGUAGAUAAUUUACAAUGUUUUUUUGUUUUAUGUUCAAUAGUAUUUGUGAAGGGCUGGUAUAAAAAUGAUACUCAUCUGGUUUCAAGCUUGUUUUGCCAGCCUUUUAUGUGCUUGCACCUAAGUACCUUUAAACUGUGUAGAUGUCUGGUUACAGCUAAAUCACAAAUAACACUUUAAUGUUAAGUUUACUGAAGUCCCUUAUGUCACCAGUGUGGAAAGAGAAAACAGUUUGCCAGGCACUUUAUCCAAACCUGGGAUUUCUAACAUGGACCAUAACCAAAGACAUAGGAAUAUGUUUGUUCUACAGGAAUUUCUUUUUUGGUUAAAAAAUAAAUAGCAACAUAGUAAACCCCUUUAACUUAUUAUGUUAUUUUCCUCACAUGCUACUUGAGAUAGCACUGCACUGGAGUAAAAUUCACAUUCUUAUUUUUACAAUAUAAUGCAAACAGCCAGCAUAUCAAACAUUGAGCCCCAUACUGAUGGAUUUAGAGCAGCAGGUAUGCUCUAGGGACAAAGACAUCAGGCCUGCUUAAUAUUGAUUGAUCAUUUUGAUGAGUACAUCUACAAUAAAGCUCUGGAAUUUAAAAUAGAGGUUGUUUUUUUUUUUUUUUUUUGCAUGUCCUUGAUUCAAGCAGAAUUAUACAUUUAAGUUAAAUUACAAAAGCAAAGAAGAUUUCUACUUUUGAAAUUGCUAAAAGUUUUUACUCAAACUACUUACCAAAUUUUGGAAAUCAGGUCCACAAGAAGAUCAUUUAACAUACCUGUAUAUAUUCUAUACAUUAAAAUUCAAAUCCCUUUUGUAAGUGCACCAAAUGUUACAGUAAUAACCCUAUAAAUGCAGGUGUACUUGUAUGAAUUUGAGGAUGUGAUAAACUGAUAAGUUUUCAGUUGCAGAGCAAUGUUUUUCUAACUCUCAAAAUGUGAAUUUAUAUCAUAACUGGGCAAUAUUGUUUUAUAAAAUUAAUUUUGGUUUGGGGAAUAAAUAUGGUGAGUUUAUAUAUGGAGAAAUUGAGAUGAUAAGCAGGUAGAAAAAGCAUAUGUAUCUUUUUUUUUAACUUUUAUUAAAUUAAAAAUUAACAUUGUGUUGUAUUUAAAAUAUAUAAGAUGUUAAACACAAUUUCCUUUGCACUUUAUCUUAUUUAAAUCUAAAUAAACAAUACAAUAUACUGCAUACCUGUUUCUUACUUGGACUGAGUGCCAUUUUAAAUUGAUGAAUGCUCCAUCAUUUAUCAACAGACAACCUCUAUAAAAGCAAUGCAUUGUUUACAAUAAAACAAAACACUAAACUCUAAGCACUUCUACUAUUACUUUUGGACAUUCAUAAGCAUUAGAAGGGCUUUACUAUUUCUGCUCUAUUAUGAGCGUGCCCAGUGCCAAGGAUAAGCUGAAACACAGUUUGUUAAAACUGCAUGUUUUAUGUUAAUUGAUAACACAGUUCCAGUUAAAUAUAAUAUGAGCUGUAUUGCUCAAAAUCUGAUAUUUCUGGUGCAAAUUGUAAUAUUUCAUGCCUCAUUUUAAAAUGUAAUUGCAGGCACUUAUUUCUAUGCAGACUAUAGCAAAGUUAAAAUGUUAUGUCAUGACACAUCCAUUAACAGGUGUAUUACUUGUUUAAAACAGUGCAAAGAUAUUAUUGCAUAUAUAU
Messenger RNA from Polyodon spathula (Mississippi paddlefish), 2945 nucleotides. RefSeq names its product Krueppel-like factor 3. Gene Ontology annotation, molecular function: RNA polymerase II cis-regulatory region sequence-specific DNA binding; DNA-binding transcription factor activity, RNA polymerase II-specific. The record is from RefSeq and is a predicted model, not a curated record. Lineage: Eukaryota; Metazoa; Chordata; Actinopteri; Acipenseriformes; Polyodontidae. Bases 16 to 1194 code for a protein of 392 amino acids. Gene Ontology annotation, biological process: regulation of transcription by RNA polymerase II. The transcript has 7 exons.